GGAGCCUUCCUGUUAAGUCGCGUGGGAAAAUCAAGAGCUAAAAAAAGGUUAGUGUGAAGCAAAUGCAUUUGACGAACAGGAAAUUAAAUCUUGAAGAACGCGAUGCGAACUUGCGUUCGAGUUUUCCGAUGAGAUUGGAAAAGUCCCUUCCCUUUUGACCAAGUGAGUUAAAUUCUGGACUACAGGUAGGAUAGAGAAGCGGACCUCUUGGUACAGCACGGCCACGUGAAAAAAUGAGGCGAUUGGUGAAGGUGGGGACGAAGGAGAAAUUAUUACUCCUCCUGCCCCCAACCGUUGUUAGUCGUAUAAACGUAAUAGGCUUCGUAAAGUCCAACCCCGUGGGUAACGUUGUGACUUUGGCUCCCUUGGGAAUGUCCGCCCGCCAGUUUUUCCAGCCUGCCUUCUGCAGCUCUUUGUUUCUCUGCCUUUUCAUUUACCUCAGGGUAAAUAAUAACUUGCUGGGAUGAGACAAAGACGACGGAUCUUUGAGGAAGUUAACUCAGGAAGAAAUGCUUGGUUUUGUUACGUGUCGCCUGUGCGGUACCUGUCUUUUUUGGGGGAAGUCCUUUCCGGUUACCCAGCAUGUAAGCCGCACCAGUGCGAUAUACGGCCGUUUGAAUAAAGGCCGUGGAAGGCAAAUGAGCAUCUUCUGCGACGUUACCGAAGGAGCCCUUAACUUCAUCGGCAAGCAUGGGGUAGUUCAAUUUUGGCCUUUUGUUUUCCUGCUCGAAGUAGACGGUGUUGUCUGGCGUCUCGAGAGCGGAAGGGUUAGUAAGGCUUGUUAAGCGGUUAUACUUGAAAGUCAUGGCGCAAAAGGGAGCAAAUCUUAAAUGCAUUGGUCAAACUGUGGUGUUCUUGAGAUUCUGUAGUCCUUAAUUGUAGUAGAGCAGAACCGGGUCCGAAAGGAUUUACUCAAAUGAUCUCCUUUCGAGUGCAGAGCAGGGCUGCGGUUGUUUUCAGAUGACGGUUGCCUCCCGGCAUUAGCAGGCGCAAAAGGACUGGAAUGGGAUAUUUAGGCGUAACGAGCCGCUUUUGCGUUCCUUUUCGAGCCUCGGACUGGGAAUGUUUUUCUUUUACUGGUGUCGAGUGUGGUGGGGCAGGGGACGUUUAAAACCAUUGUCCUCCGCUCCUUUUGAAAGGUUACGAAAACCCACCGAAGAUUUAGAACGCAGACUGUUAGCGGUUUUGUAAAGGAAGCCCUUAGCUGGUGCUACCUGCUUCUGGUACCCUGUAUGUUGGCGGUGUGGGAACGGUGAGUUUUCUGAGGCACUUUGUUGUCUCGUCGCUUCUACGAGCCGAGACGUUGGAGCGUUACUACUUGGAAGAAUAGCGCGUCUCAAGGCGAGCUUUGUUCUUCUAAGAAAUAGGUAGAAUCAGCCUCGAGAAGUAUUGCGUGGGUACGAACGCAGGUGGGCUGUCCGCUUAGGAUUGUGUAACCCUGUUAUCCAGCUGAUGUUUUUACCUGCUAGAUUAUAUCUUCUGCCUGUUACAGGCGGAUCAGGGAAUUGACCUGUUCUGAAUGUUACCUUUCUUAACGCUCGUCUUAACGUAUGUCGUGUCUUCCUCUUUGGACGUGUGUCAGAGACUCUGCUCGUGAAGCUGGGCGUUGCUUCUUGCCACUGUUUGGGACAGAUUUCGUUUGUUGGACCCGUCUUGCUGAUGCUCCCUAGCUAGUUUUUAUUGUUUUCCUUUUGAAGAAGGAAAAUUUUUUUUCUUUGUUCCGUCGUGUUUGGUCCUUUGCUUUCCCACCUGAAGUUCUCUCCGCUCCGUGACUCCUCGCCUCCUCCUUUGCGUCGUCAGAUUGACUUGGAAAGGUUGGCAGAGUUUCUCCUUCGUCGCUACUUGGGCUAAGCGAAAUUGUCCUUUUUAACAGAAAUGUCGUGGCACCCUCUCUCUUUCCGGCCUUAGAUCUAGCUGGCGUCAGAAGCGUUAGAAAAUGGGAACAGAUGUUUUUGGGGGGGGUGAGAGGGAGAGGGGGAGGAUCGACUGGCCCCGUUGUUGUGUUCAUGUCCCAUUUUUUGUACUGGUUAUUUGGAAUGAGUUUGGAAACCUUCAUCGUACUCUGAGAGUUGCAAAGCAGUCCCUUAAGUGUACUGAGGGCAGGAGGAGUCGAGGGUGCGGGCCUGACUCCUCUGAGAGAAAGUAGAACUGAUUAUGAGUAGCAGCCUAAUGACUACUAACUGGGCUGUGCUCUUGAUCUUACAGGAUGAGGCUCAAGAAGAACGAGAGGGUGGUGCCGUGUAAGGUGGCUGCGGGACGACCUGCCGCAGGCCAUUGGAACGGGAUAAUUUGUCUGGAACUAAAUGAGACUAGAUGAUGUACCGUAAGAUUAUGCUCUUGAUAGUUACACUGAGUAAGAUGUGAGAAGCUUGAUCUGGUGUUUAAUGUGCCAGCUGCUAAAGUUCUUCCUUCUGCCUGCCUCCAUUCCUUUUUUCCCCCUCCCUCCUCUUCCCUGCCUUCACCUGGUCCUGCAAGUAGCCAGACGCAGCAUCGAACCCGAGAUCCGCGCCUUUUUGCCGUGGAAAACUUCUGAGUGUCAGGAUACGAUCGGCCGCUUUAUUGUGUGGAAGCUGAAACCCUGCGGAUCGUGCUGCUGUUGAAUCCUCAAAGCCAGCUCUUUCUUUUUGUGACUGAAAGUAAGUUUGUUCUGAUACGAUGCGUGUUGUAUCGAGGGGACCCGCUGCCGCGAGCGACGCUUAGCGGCCCCCCUGCGGUUGGCUCAGUACGGUGGCUUGCACGGGGCAAGCCACGGCAACCGCUGCUUCUCUUUUCAAGACCUGACGGGAAAGUUGAGGGCAGUUCUCUGGGACGGAGCACGCGCAGGCAGAGGCCUUCCCUCUUUGGAGAGAGGACUCGCGUGAGGGACUGAACAGAGGUGAGAACGUUUGCCGAGCGCCUCCCUCUGUAGAAACGCGCCCUCUUCUUCCGUGCCCCUCUUGUCAGAAUGCUGCGGUCGCGUGUCCGCGGUCGCCCAUGUCUGAUACGCUCCUCUGUCAUGUGCCAAAUUCCUCAGAUUCUACAAAAUGACCUGAAUUUUUAAGUUCCAGAACUUGGAACUCCUGUAAGGAGAUUAGCUGAUGUCUGAAAUGGCACAGAGGCCCCUGGAGGGCCACGCUUCAGUUUCUGCUGCAGUUGCUCCUCAUCUGGGGCAGAUCUACUCGGAAAGGGGCGUUGCCACAGCGAGUUGCUAGUCUAAAAGCUGUUCUCUGAAGCGGUGCCCAGCAGUUGUCCGAGGGGGCUGUGUCUUCUGUGGGAUUCAGGAUAAGGCUGGGAGUUACCUGGAGCUGCUUGUGGCCAUUUAACUGGGGAAAAAUACCCUGUCUCGGACCCUUCUCUUCUCCCACCCCUCAGGCAUCCCGUUCCUGCCAGUGGCCUGCUUUCGAGCCAUUGAAUUCCAGCACUCAGCCCCUGGUCCUUGUAAAAUGGGGUGAAGUGACUGGUCGUGGGAAAGAGAUAGCAAUGAUCUUUUGGCUAGUGUUUCCUCCUUGAGCCUUGGAAUUAAGACAUGGAAAUUCUUCUCAGACUCGCAGAAGAAACGGCACAGGCUUCAAUCGGGGAUGGAGGUGGAAGACUUGGCGUGGGCCCCGAAUCCAAGUAGUGCUUGCGAAGCCGCAGAGAUACAUCGUUCUCAUUCGAGAUGAUAACGGUUUGUGUAAUGACUUCGGUCGCAUCUCAACUUUGCAAUCCGUGUAGGAAGUUAACUGCGUUGCAACGUUUGGCCUAGACUUGCAACUACCCUUUAUAAUGCAGUAGGUUUUGAGGUAUGGCUUUGUCGGGUUAUAAAACAACUGCAAAUUAGCAUUUUGUCUUUUAGCUAGCGCUUCGGUGCCGAGUUUUGUGAGAUGCGUUCUGCCAAGGAACUCUCUGUUGACUUAUUUGAGAAUUUUCACGUUACAGCCUGUAGCAUCAGGAGGCUGUGCCGGCAGAAGAAGUAGUAAGUGUGUUUUAGUCUUGGUCCUUGCAACUUUGCUGAUGUAUUGCAAGGCCGCGUAACUUUUCGUUGCGUGCCCUGAGGAAUUACGGUUUUGUGCAAUCUAGGGGACUGCCAAAUGCAAAAAGAGUAGGGACUUAAUAAUAUGAAAGCGCUAACUGUUAUUGGAGGAGUAUUGUCUUAAAAAAAUUUUUCAGUCUUUUAAAAGUUCAGCGUGAUGAGGUGAAGUCAGCCUCGGGUUGACUACAGCCUUCUCUGUGUGGCACACGCACGACUUCCGAGGACCGCAGAACGGGAGACUUGUUCUGGGCUGGCGGCGUGUGAGGGUUUUUUUGUUUUGGUUUGUUUUUGUAACGAAGUUGUGUAAAGGAUAGUCCCGUCAUUUGCCAAGAUCUCGAAGGAGAAGCUGCGUCUCCUUUUUUGCGGUGCGUUGUAGUUUUGGGUAAACCUUGGCUCGGAACCGACGGCGAUUCUGUCGUUGGAAAUGCACGACCCUCGUCAAAAAAAGCAUUCCCCUGCGGCCCUCCACGCGCCCCCCCCGCCGAGUUCCUGUCUCCUACAAAAUUAUUCUCGCAUCCCUCAGAGGGAAGGGAGGUAAGGCCCGAUAGCGUUCGUUGCAGUUGUCAGUGGUUUCUUCCCUGCUCCUGGUCUGACUCUGCCCCUGCUCUCCUUGUAAGUUCUGAGGAGAGAUAGGUUUAUGCUUGGAAGUGAGCGGUCUCGCUUUCUCCCAGGUAGACUUAUUCUUAGCUCCUUUCUCCGUCGUAUUUUUUUCCUUUUAGCUGUAUCGACUGACAAAAAGCUCUAAGGAAAGGCAGCUCUGCAGAGCUGGGUUUAAUAGCAGAUUUAUCGUGGAACAGCGGAUGGAUGUGAGUACAUCGGGCUCUCGGUGUGGAUGCGGAACGGCGGAGGGUCUCGGCCCUCAGAUUUCUAAGCCCGCUUCUGCAGGCUUGCCGAGUUCGGUGCAGAUCACGUUUGAAGAGUGUCCUCAGUUACCACCAGCUGCGCAUAUAAGUCGCGUGAUGUGCGAGGGACAGUCGGACCGCAGCAUGGUGCUGUCCUGCCACCUGUCAGCUGAAGCUGUGAAAUUCCCUGUCUCUGUUACUCAGCAGUCCCCGGUCGCUGUUUCUGUGGACACCUAUCAUGUCACUCUGGCUGUGCUGCAGGCUCAGGUGGAGAUCCGCUUGGAGGAGAUACAGAAUGAAGGUCUCCUGGUGUCGUGGACCUUCAAGGACAGACCAGACUUGAACCUUUUGGUUCUUCCGAGACUUCAACUUUGCGAGAACGAAGGGAGAGCGGAUCUGUCCACUGUAAAGGAUCUGAUUGAAGAUACCAUUGUCAGCACGCAGCCGGCCAUGAUGGUGAAUCUGAAGGCCUGCACCGCUGGAGCUGGUGCGGUACCCAGCGAUAAGUUGGUGCGAGAGUCCCCGUCCGGAGUAGCAGCAGCCCCUCUGGCUUCUAAGCUGUUGCUCCGGAAUCUUCGAGUGCUGAACUUGGGCUGCCAGGGGAAGGGAGGAGUUGGGGAGAUACGCUGUGUGGCGGGGCUGGACAGCCCCCCGCAGCAGAAGCGGACGAGGCCAGCGACAGCUGGCGGCGCUGGUACCGCAGUGGAGAUGGAGUGGAAGGAGGAGCUCUUCCUGGAGUUGGGACCUAGAAGUAAAGAACUGAAGCUACAGGUGCUGGGGAGCAGUGACGGAGGGGGAAAUGUGCUGCUGGCACACACCACGCUUUUGCUGGAUUCUUUGGGCAAACGACCCUCUGGGAGACAGGUCUGCUCGCUGGCCCCGGGAGCUGGGCAGUCGCUGGCGGCUGAAGCUACCAUUAUAUUGGAGCUGCUAUUCCAGGAGUCUCCUGCGUCUUUGAAUGCUCAGCACGCCACGUCUCUGCGCACCAGCAUCACUCCCACUAAGAAGGUGGAGAUGGACCGGACCAUCAUGCCCGACGGCACCAUCGUGACUACCGUCACCACGAUUCAGUCCCGGCCCAAGGCGGACUGCAAACUGGAUUCACCGUCGAGGUCGCCUUCCAAAGUGGAAGUGACUGAAAAGAAGACGACGGUGCUUUUGGAGAGCGGCUGCCCUUGCGGCCCCUUGCCCGGCGGUAGCCGGGAUAGCCAUAUGCCCAACGGCUUGGAUCCGGUGGCUGAGACGGCGAUCAGGCAGCUAACCGAGACGAAUAACAAGCCCGCCAAGAAGACCCCGACAAAACGUAGCACGCUGAUCAUCUCGGGAGUUUCCAAGGUACCUAUCGCUCAAGAUGAAAUGGCACUUUCUCUGGGUUAUGCUGCAUCCCUGGACGCCUCAGCGUUCGGGGAUUCUGCGGCGGAGGGCGUGGCUGACCGGACACACGAUUCUACCGAAUCGUCGCGGCUGCUGGAAGCGUCGCCGUCGGGACAAAGGGCCGGUCGGGAGCUGGAUGAGACGACGCGAUCGGACAUCUCCGAGAGACCGUCGGUAGAAGACGUCGAGUCUGAGACUGGCUCCACAGGAGCCCUUGAGACCAGGAGCUUGAAAGACCACAAAGUUAGCUUUCUUCGGAGCGGUACCAAGCUCAUCUUCCGGAGAAGGAGCAAGCAGAAGGAAGCGGGCCUGAGCCAAUCGCAUGACGACUUGUCCAAUGUCACUGCCGACUCCGCCGCCAGGAAGAAAGCCGGCAGCUUCUCCCGCCGCCUCAUCAAACGCUUCUCCUUCAAGUCUAAAUCAAAACCCAAAGCUAGUGACGGCACGACAGCAGGUGAGAACUGAAGGAGGGAGAAGCCUGUCAGAAAGAUUGCACGGAGAUCCUUUUCUAGUCUCUCGUCUUCCCGCUCCACGGUAUCUGUGACCUGCAGUCCGGUUCCUUCCAACCUUGGCUGAGGGAAGAUGCCCCAGUGCUUUACGCCAUUUGGGGAGCGGAGGUGGCGAACCCGGGGCUUAGGCUGCUCAUCUGCCUUGGCUUAGCCUUCUCCGACUGUUGCACCCCGCUGUGCUCUCCCAGAAAACCCAGGUGGCGUGCUGAUCCCUGUGGGGGUCCCGGGAGCUGCGGAAACGACUCUGCCUGCGUAGCUGUCUGGCACGGCCGGGUGCGUCCUGGAAAGCGGAGGUUGGGGGGGGCAGCUCUCGAGCAGCAGCCAUCAGAGUGAAAGAUCGAGAAACUACCGAGUUGGCUCCGUUGCCGAGAAGCGUGGGAUGUAGCUUCGCUCAGCUCUUCUAGCGAGAGAGAACGAUGCGGUCGCUGGCCGUCUAAACGCUCUCAUCGCUUCUGCUUGCUGCAGAGGCCGUAACCUGACUGCGGGGCGGGGCGCUGCGUUCCUGGGCUGCGAGCUGUCAGGAGAACGAGCUGCGUUUCUCCGCCCGGCUCUGCCAUUGGAACGGUCUCUGGUUCGGACAGCGCUGAGGGAUGCCUGCUUUCUGUGCUAUGCUGAUGAAGGACGGAGUCUCUGAGAAGAAGGGAGCUUUAACCACUGGGUGAGUUUUUGGAGAAGCCCGGGCCUUUGUGAGAGACAUCUGGUCGGUGCCGUCGGCGAUGCUGCCCUGUGACGUGGCCCUCCUUCCGAAUCUGCGUUCUUGAACGGGGAAGGGGCCGUGCUGUGCACGCGCGCCAGCUAUCGUACGAGCGGAACCCUUUCCAUUGGGGGCAUCAACAGCGGGGUGCCGGGCCAUCUUCCAGACCUGUGGAGCGCCCGGCCUCUCACGGUCCUCGUGCCGAGGACUGCCACCGUGCCGGGGAUGGACGUCGAGGAACGGCGGCGAUGAUAGCAAAAGGGCGGUCUGAUCGGGAGCCUGAAGCCAUGUGCUGGGGAGAGGCAAGAGUUGACAAGUUUUCGCUGAUGAAAGGGUUUUCUGUAGCAGAAGGAGCCUUUCUUGACUGCGUCUCGUAUUUCCUUUCUUCUAGCAAACCUGACCCGCCACGUUUGAACGGUGGGCGUUUCUGCAGUGGGUAUUUGUGGAGGGAGAGGCGCGCAGGGGAGAAUUGGCUCCUCGUGCGGGAGGAGACCGCCCUUCUAGACGAAAGGUUUUCCGUCUCCUGACGCACGCGUGUGCGCGCACGUCCCCAGAGGCCCCGUUUGGGUAGCGUAACGAAGCUCUUUGGAGAAACGCUCGUGCCCUGGCGGCGUGCCCGGGCGACGUGCCCGGUUGGAACAGAAGCUCCUGCUCUCCUGUGGGUUGUAGAGUUAGGGAGAUGGGGCAAAGGGGAGGAAAAACCUCAGUGAAGAGCGAUUGUUUAGGCCUGACUGAAUUCGCUGGUUCUGCUCUCCUGCUACGGUACCUCCUGAGGUGGGGGCUGUCGCCCCGCCUUACGCAGGACGUGACCGACCAAAAAAGCGGUAGCUCUCCCGAUGGCGCGCGUAAAACGACGCGUCGUGUUCUUCGGAAGGAUGAAAUCCGGCUUACCGAUACGGCCGUUGCGUGCUGUUUUCAAAGGCUGGAACGUGUUUGGUACGCCGCUGCAAAAGGAUUUAGGGGCAGGAAUUUCCGAGCGUCUCUUAAAGUGUCUGGAGGUAGAGAAGGCCAGAGCCGCCUGGGGCUUGGAUUGAAAGCGCUGACCCGUGCCGGCGGGAGGGACUGUCUUUCCUGUUUUUUCCUGCCAAUUCCCAGGUUGGGCACGCAUGAGAAAUCGGACUGGUCCAGCUAGCUGACCAGGAAUCUCUUCUCCAUCUGUUCAUUUUGGUCCGGGAGUCUUUUGGUCGUCCCCGAGCUCUUUCGUGUCUUUUUUAUCCUUCGGUUUUUUUCCUCGUCCGCGCGGUACCACAGCUUCGUUUGCAGCUUUGUGCGCUACGGACUUCGGAACGCUCGCUGGUUUUUGCUGAAAAUAGUUCUCCUCGAUGCGAAUGACGGGUACCUGCUGCGGCUCUGGUGGAAGCUGGCAAUCUGCAGCUCGCCUGUAGCAAUCUGGCCGCCGGUUUGACGCGGCCUUCCUUUGCGGCAUCGCACGUGACGCCGUCCUUCGCGGGCACGCUCUCGCUCCCAGAGCCUCGGGCUUUGGUUCCGGUUCGGCGUUCUCUCUUGCGCUGUCCCCGCUACGCCUUCGUUUCUGUCGCUAAUGGUACUUGACGCUCCGUUUUUGGUUUUUGUUUGUUCUUUUUCAAUACCUCGUCGAGGUCGCUUUGAAUGAGGAGCACUGGCUGCGAAACCUUGCGUUUUAAAACGCUGGUUUCAAUGGAAGGGAUCUUUCAGAAGAGCUGGCGGCUCUUCGGUUGCAGGUUUCUCACCAGACCUUCCGUGAGUCUCGUUUAAUAGUCCCGUGUUCUUUUCUUUAAACCACGAGAGCAGCUCAAGCUGUUUUGAGCGUGGUGCGGCCGGAGGCAAACGGCCGAGGCUCCCACCGGCACGUCUGAAGCGUGAACCCGGGGCUCGUGUAUGCGAGGAGGGCUGCGAGGGCUAGCGAGCGUCGUCCUUGUCGUCGUAGACCGUUGGCGGAAAACGUGAGCGAGGUUCACGUCCGACCAAGGCGUACCUAGAUUUCGAUCGGAAUAUUUUGGUCUGCCAUGGAGGAAGGAGGCGAUAGGAAAGGUAGGAGUAAAACCGAAACUUGAGUUCCCCGGCAGCCUUAGGGACCGAGGAUCCCUUUCUAGCCGUGUUAAAUGGGCAAUUCCUGCCGUAUGUCUGUGGGCUGUCUUGAAUUUGUUCCCAGUUUGUUGGCUCCAGGCUAUGCCCGCUGACGAAUAGCAGCAGAGGUACCGUUUUUUUGAUUUUGAGCUUCGGCCUGGCAGAAGACUCAUCCGGGAAUUUCCUGCGCCGCACGACGGUCAGUGUCUAUCUUCCCUGGAAUUUUUGGCAGUACUUUUUAUCGCGGGCGGUAAAUGGCUGUGGAAGUUUGUAUCUGCUUAGAUAGCUUGCGAAGGGAAGGGAUACUGUUGAGUGCUGACAGAGCGCAUCCCCGAACGUUAAUUCUCACGUUCCCUAGCGGAGAUGUACUUUCUGCCGUUUCGUUGCUUCUCAAAGUUUUACGGCGUAGGACGGAUAUUGUAAACUUUUAUCCUCUUCUGAAUGUUACCGGUAAGCGCAGAAUGUUUUUCAGGGUGUUUGGGUAGACUGCUGUUUGAGGGACAGAGGGGUAAGGGGGAAUGGCUCAGCCGCGUGCACCGAGAGCGUUUUUUAGUUCAAAUGUGCUCCUGAUUAAUGCGUCCAUCCUUCCUCUUUGUAUCUGUACGUGGCUUCCUUUCUCGCACGCGCGGUUGUUUUCGUCCCCCGAGCGGUAGGCGGCUGGUUUCGUUAGUCCCGGAUGCGCGAGCGCGGGUGACUCUCGCGGCUUCCCGGAGCCACGAACGGUAACAAAUCCGCCUCGUGGGGGAGGUGUGAUUAUAUGUGGCACGAGACGCAAUUCUUCUGUCCUAAUCUUCUCGGAAGGAAAGGGAAGGUCACGCGGGUCUUUGGCCUCCAGAAACCGUAAAGACAGCGUCCCCCCCUAGAACCGCUGCUUAAAGACAUCUCUUCUGUAUUUAAUCCCUGCUUGUGCUUCUGGCUUUAGGACAGAAGAAACGCCGUUUGAAAUCCGCUUAUCCCUGUUUUAACUUCCUCUGGGUAUUCAUGCCCUCACCUCGGUGCCGUUGUGGGGUCUGCGGUGUUUCAUAGCGCCCGGGACCACGGAGCAACCCCGGUGCGCGGCGCAGGCCGUUGUCUAACUUUUUAGACUCGAACGAUCUGUGUUCGCCAGGUUUCUGUCUCAGGGUAGGCUCGGUAUUUGCACCUUGUGAAACCGGUCCUCGACCAAAUGUGUGGGGGAAGAGGAGAGGCAGAGAGGCGGGCUUGAACGCGCGGAGGCUUCCGAAGGAGUUCAACCUGCUUAUGAGGGCCUGCGUUCCAAACGCUGUUUUUUGCUGUCAGCUAUGUGAGUGGAAACGAUGACUGGUAAAUGAAGCCAAAGUAUAUGUUUGGGGGUUUGUUUUGUUGGUUGGUUUUGGUAUUUCUUUGUUUUUGUGUGGCGGGGUGGGGUUUUUUUUUUUUUUUUUUUUUCCUUCUGUUUUGGCUGAACAGAGUUACUAGAACUUAGCUAUGCUGUGUAUUUUUACUUCUCUGAAGAAAACUGAUUUCUCUAGCCGUAAGCACGCUUCCAAGUAUAUUUCUGUCUGGGUAGAUCCUCUUCCCCGUGUUUUGGCUUUUUAAGAGCCUUCCCGUCGAAAAAGCCCUCUGUGUCGGCCUGUGAGGGGUAUCCUCUCGAAGUGAGAGAAAACGGGCGUGGGAAGAAACGGAGGGCGCCACAAAACCUCGGUGUUUUGGGGGAGCGUAGGCUUUAGCGUGAUGGAUGUCUGACCAAGGCCCCAUUCUCAGCGAGGGCGCUCGAAAGCUGCGUGUCUGAGGACGGAGGAAUCAGCCGUGUGCAGCUGUGUUUGCACAUGCUUCUAAUGAGAGCGUGCUCUGUGAUUGCCUGUGCUGGUCACGCGGCCAAGUGACCGAGGACGACGAAGCCGACUGGUGGGUGGGGAGAGAGCAGCCUUGCUGGCUCCUGUGGUGUCCGCAAAACACUUCUUACUACUUACAGACCUCUGUGGGGGUGGACUUGAGCACGCGAGUCCACCCUCUGCCUCUGCAAGCGCCCCCAUGCUGCUUAUGUAGUUGAGGUUGGGUUUUUAGGCAGGUUGGCUGAAGUGGGGGAGAGUGAGGGGAGACUGCUCAGGUAGAGCGCUAGUCAGAAAACAGUUCAGCGGAGGGGAGCGUAGCGAAAAUGUCUUCAAACCGAUAUAAGAGGGCAAUGGGCGUGCGCCGUUUCUAGACCAGAACAGGGCGCACGGCAAAGCGUACACUUACAGAUGGGUUUGUUCCGCUUUUUUGUCUUUAGCGAUGCCGCUUCCUUCCCGCGACGUCUUCUCUCAGUUUGUUGUUUGCUAAACCUACAGAGAAGUAAUUUCUGGGUAGCUGGCGAGACACUUGAAUGUUGGGGGGCUGGUGUUUGGGUAUUUUGGGGUCUUUCACGUUCUUCCCUCCCUGCCUCCUUCCCUUCCUCCCUCCCGCCCCCAAGGUCACGGUGAGUGUCACGGUAGAGUUACGAUGCCGGUGGUGGUCAGACUUCCGGAAAAGGUCUUUGUGCUUAUGAUAUCGCGGCUCCUUCUACAGGCAUGACUGCUCCGCACCGCCUUUCCUUGCUCGUACAGGUACCGGACCAAAUACCCGUGCUGAACUUGAAUUAGCACCCCUCCUUGUGCGUGCUCUUUUGUACUUUGAUGCCUUCUCUCUGGGUGGAUUAUUUUAACCCCAGAUUGUUUAGAGGAAAAAAAAAAAAUAGGAACUGUGUAGCUAUUUAAGAGAUCAGAAUAAAAUGACUUAAUUUGGACUAAAUGAAUGAACUUCUUGCACCUUUGUAAAUGUUGAAGAAGAAUUCCAUUGCUGUGUAAUGGCUGAACCUGUUAACUUAUUAAACCACAUGGAAAUCAAAACCUGACCCCGAGUCUGACUUUGUAUCUGCUGGAGCGUGGCGAGUUGGGCUUUGGCUUUUUAGAAGUUCGGGGAGGUGCCCUGAUUUAUAACCUUCUUCUGUAAGACUGUCAUCUCCUAGGGGCCCUUUUUGCCAAAUGCGGAUACGUGGGUUUACGGUCUGCAAGACCGGGACGAGGGCUGCAGCCUCUGGGGUGCUCCUGGGAGGCGAGGGAUUCCAGAGAUGCCCGCGUCAGCCCCGGAAGGCGUGAGCGGCACCGCGACUGUCAGCGGAGCCCAGGCGUGCGGCGGUACCCUCGGAGGCUCGGUUACGGCUUCACGGGGCGCCCUAGCGGAGCGGGCUCCCUCACGAGCGCCCGCUUCGGCAUUUUCUUCUCCCUUUGCCUGCCCUGCUUUCCCUUGUUUCUCGUCCUCGCUUCGUUGCGGGGCCUACGGUUCAAGCUGCAAAGUCAAGGUCGGCGUUGACUCCGUGUUUCUGCUCCGGGAAGGGUUCAUCCUGCGGGGAAGGGGACGGCGGUGGUUUGGGCCGUACCCUGCGGCUUCUUAAAUUUUGUUGCUAUGUCUUUGUUUGUCUAGUUUGCUGUGCCUGUUUCUUAAUUUUUUUCCUUUAUUUCCUUAAUUUUGUUGCUUUUUAUAUUAUUUUCCUAUGUCUGCUUUCAUCCGGCUUCCGUCCCUAUUUUUUAAUUUCUUUCCUCCUCUAAUGCUUUUGUUUUUCAACUUUUUUCCUAUGUCUGCUUUUAUCUAGUUUGCUGUUCCUAUUUAUAAUUUUUUUUUCCCCUCUGCCUUGUACCCCUUUGCUUUUUCAGUUUUCUUUCUAUGUCUGCUUUUAUUGAGCCGUCUGUCCCCGAUCUUUAAUUCUUUGUUUGUCACAUACCCCGUUGCUUUUUAAAUUUUCUCAGCAUUUUUAAUUUUUUUUCUCACCUCUCUCGUUUCAUCCCGAGGCUUUAGAGGGUCUCCUCGGCACGCUGUUAUCCCUGGGGCUUAAUUUGUACCCCUCCUGAUUUGUCAGAACGUCUCCUCGGGUCAUCCCUCUUCCUUAGGGCAGUCUUUUUGUCCUCUCCUCCAACUCGCUCACAGAAUCACAGAAUUGCAAGGGUCGGAAGGGACCUCGGGAGAUCAUCUAGCCCAACCCCCCUGCUAAAGCGGGUUCUCCUAGAGCACGGUACGCAGGACUUUGUCCGGGCGGGCUUUGAAUAUCUCCGCAGAAGGAAUCUCCGCAACCCCCCUGGGCGGCCUGUUCCAGUGCUCUGUCACCCUCAAAGUCAAGAAGUUUUUCCUCAUAUACAACUGAAACCUCUUACGUUUCGG
This is a messenger RNA of Egretta garzetta (little egret), 13587 nucleotides long. It is a transcript of the gene C2CD2L, whose product is annotated as C2CD2 like. The coding region runs from base 4792 to 6672 and encodes 626 amino acids. The transcript has 14 exons. Gene Ontology annotation, biological process: positive regulation of insulin secretion involved in cellular response to glucose stimulus. Gene Ontology annotation, molecular function: phosphatidylinositol transfer activity; phosphatidylinositol binding. Gene Ontology annotation, cellular component: cytoplasmic side of apical plasma membrane. NCBI's taxonomy places the organism in Eukaryota, Metazoa, Chordata, Aves, Pelecaniformes, Ardeidae. The record is from RefSeq and is a predicted model, not a curated record.